AUGGUCCGUACUGCAAACUGUACUAAAGCCCAUUUUUAUGAGAAAGUUGGUAGUAUUUUUUUUCUUCUCUGUUUUUGGCCAGAUGCUUGCAUAUACCACCCAGGUGUACCAGUCUUUCAUGAUGCAUUAAAGGGUUGGUCUUGCUGUAGGAGAAGAACAACGGAUUUUUCUGAUUUUUUGAGCAUUGUAGGCUGUACAAAAGGUAGGCAUAAUAGUGAAAAGCCACCUGAGCCAGUCAAACCUGAAGUCAAGACUACUGAGAAGAAAGAACUAUCUGAAUUGAAACCCAAAUUUCAGGAGCACAUCAUCCAAGCCCCUAAACCAGUAGAAGCAAUAAAGAGGCCAAGCCCAGAUGAACCAAUGACAAAUUUGGAAUUAAAAGUAUCUGCCUCCCUAAAACAAGCACUUGAUAAACUUAAACUGUCAUCUGGGAAUGAAAAAAACAAAGAAGAAGACAGUGAUGAAAUUAAGAUUGGGACUUCAUGUAAAAAUGGAGGGUGUACAAAGACAUAUCAGGGUCUACAGAGUCUAGAAGAAGUCUGUGUAUAUCAUUCUGGUGUACCUAUUUUCCAUGAAGGGAUGAAAUACUGGAGCUGUUGUAGAAGAAAAACUUCUGAUUUUAAUACUUUCUUAGCCCAAGAAGGCUGUACAACAGGGAAACAUAUGUGGACGGCAAAAGAUGCUGGGAAAAAAGUUGUUCCGUGUAGACAUGACUGGCAUCAAACUGGGGGUCAAGUCACAAUUUCAGUAUAUGCUAAAAAUUCACUUCCAGAACUUAGUCAAGUAGUAGCAAAUAGUACAUUGUUAAAUGUACACAUUGUAUUCGAAGGAGAGAAGGAAUUUCAUCAAAAUGUGAAAUUAUGGGGUGUGAUUGAUGUAAAGCGAAGUUAUGUAACUAUGACUGCAACGAAGAUUGAGAUCACCAUGAGAAAAGCUGAACCAAUGCAGUGGGCAAGCCUUGAACUGCCUGCAGCCAAAAACCAGGAAAAGCAAAAAGAAAAUAAAACAGACUAAAUUGAGAGGGAAUAAAAAGUUAUUGCCUAUUUCAGAAUUCUUAAUAUGUGGUGAAGUAGUCGCUUGCUGCUGUAAUCUCUUGUUAUAGUUGAAUCUGGUAUUUCAGGGUCAACAGUGUAGGUUCUUAAAAGCCAAAGUCAGUUUAUCUUUUUGUGCCUCCUUUUAUUUUUUAUUUUUUCGGUUUAAGAUUGAUUAUUCAUUUCUCCUCACUAAUGGAACUAUAGUUGUGUCCCAUACUUGAAGAAGCUAGAAAAUAGCUCAUAAGUAGAGUAGUUCUUAGUAUAAUAUUGUGUUAAAAGAUACAUAAAGUAUCAUCUCUUUCUAUUCCAUAAUUAGUAAAGCAAGAUGGAAUGUCAGUUUUUUAAUUAGUUUUUUCAUGAGUUUGUGUUCCUAUAAUACUUGAAAAUCUUUCUUUAAAAGUUAAAGCUCAACAAUGUUUUUUUCCACUCGGACGGUUAAUUUCUGUAGGAGGAUUAAUUGUGAGGUAGUGUAGUAACUAGUUAAGAAUAUAUGAAUUGAUUAAUAAAUUGCAAUUUGUUUGCAACUAAUUGCAAAAACUUUAUAUCAAUACCUAUAUUACUUGUAAAGCAGUAUCACUUAAGAAUACAGGAAACGUUAUAAAUAAAAAAUAUAGAGGUAUGAAUUUGUUUAAAAUUCAUCAUUUUAUAAGACUAAGCAAUAAUGUUAAAUAUCUCCUGAUUAUUUAUAAGGUCUUGGUAUGGUGUGAUGGCUAAAUUGUAUCUGAAUCAUAGGCCACACCCUCUUAAUAUUUUUAAUUACAUAUAAAGAGAAACUAAAUAUAUAUAUCUGGCUUUCCUGAUGGUAAACUAUAUAAAAUUAUAGAAGUACAUUAGGGAAAUACACUAGAGUUUCAGAAAACUAAAUAUUUUAGCUUUGCUUUAUGACAGCUAUUACAUGUUAAAUAAAAUAGCGUAAUUAUUUUAUUGGGGUUUUUUUAGGCUUUCAUGAACAGUUUGACAAUUCUAGGUGAUACAAUAUUGAUUAUAUAUUGUACUUUAUUAAAUAAGUAUCACAGUAUUAGAUUGUUUAUACUUAUUGAACCCAUUAAGGGAUAGAUUACUUUUUGAGGUAGUGCAAAGCUCACGAAGAAAAUGAAAGAAAAUGUUAU
Myotis davidii is the source of this 2143-nucleotide messenger RNA. It is a transcript of the gene CHORDC1, whose product is annotated as cysteine and histidine rich domain containing 1. The coding region runs from base 1 to 1014 and encodes 337 amino acids. NCBI's taxonomy places the organism in Eukaryota, Metazoa, Chordata, Mammalia, Chiroptera, Vespertilionidae. Gene Ontology annotation, molecular function: zinc ion binding. The transcript is spliced from 11 exons. Gene Ontology annotation, biological process: centrosome duplication. The record is from RefSeq and is a predicted model, not a curated record.